AUGCGUAGUACCAUCUCUUCCACCUCCGUCAUAGCCGCUGUUGCAGCCCUCGCUGGUCUCGCCGGCUCUGCUCAGGCCCAGCUCGACCCUUCCCUCAUCACCGGACUUUCCUCCGGCUGUGCCUCUGGUCUCGUCGGCAUCGUCGCCAGCUCCAACAUCUCCAGCUGUCUUUCCCUCGCCAGUGCCGUUGGAGCUCUUACCAGCAGUGGAAAUUCCUCCGUCGUCCCCGGCCUCAACUCCUACCUCAGCGACAACAUCUGUAGUUCCAACAAGCCCGCCUGUACCAAGGACCAGCUCUCCUCCGCCAACGACACUCUUCUCCAGAGCUGUGGUUCCGACCUCCGCGCUAAUGGUGGUGCCAACAUUCCUGCUUUGGUUUACUACUUCAUCAACUCUUAUGACAAGCUUCGUACUGCCGGCUGUCUCCAGAACUCCCAGGGAGAAUACUGUUUGACAAACGAGAUGUACAUGCUCCAGAACGUCACCCAGAUGCCCAUCACCUUCAGCAGCGUUCAGCAAUUGCUUAACAACGAACAGACUCAACAGCAGAGCUUGAUGGCGCUCUCUGCCAACAAGACCGCUUUCUGCACAGACUGCACUCACGGUCUUUACGCUACACUCUUCCCUAGCAACUCUAACCAGCAGUUGGCAGGUGCUGUCGCUCAAACUUGCAACCAGACUUUCCUCGAUGGUAACGUUCCUUCUACCCUCAAGAGCACUGCUAAUGGUAACUCGACCACGGCUUCUAGUUCUUCGUCCGGUAGCGGAAGCGGUUCGGGUAACUCCGCUGCUGGUCUCAACACUGGUGCUGUUGUUGCUUUCUCCUCGGCUCUCGCUGCCGUUGCUGCCGGUUUUGCCCUUCUCUAA
Ustilago hordei is the source of this 867-nucleotide messenger RNA. RefSeq lists its product as uncharacterized. The coding region runs from base 1 to 867 and encodes 288 amino acids. The record is from RefSeq and is a predicted model, not a curated record. The transcript has a single exon. Lineage: Eukaryota; Fungi; Basidiomycota; Ustilaginomycetes; Ustilaginales; Ustilaginaceae.